This is a messenger RNA of Mizuhopecten yessoensis (Yesso scallop), 1378 nucleotides long. RefSeq names its product lysine-rich nucleolar protein 1-like. The record is from RefSeq and is a predicted model, not a curated record. The transcript is spliced from 2 exons. NCBI's taxonomy places the organism in Eukaryota, Metazoa, Mollusca, Bivalvia, Pectinida, Pectinidae. Bases 151 to 1332 code for a protein of 393 amino acids.
GUCCAUGUUUACUUCCGGACAGAGUCCACGUGUAGUUGGCUGCAAAAGGUUAUGAUCAUCUUGUAAUUUCAGCGAUUGCUGUCUCUCUCAGUAUUUCAAAGCACAGUGGAACGACCAAGAAAAGACCUUUCUACACAGACAGAUUUGACAAUGGCCAACGUCGAAGAUUCGGCUCUAGAUGAGAAUAAGUGCAACAAAAAGAAGAAGAAGAGAAUGAAGAAUAAGGAACAUGAAAUGACAGAGGAGAACGUUGUCCAACCCACAAAAAAACACAAGAAAAGGAAGCGAAGACACGAAGAGGAACAAGCCAAAAUGUUAAAAGAGGAAAAUGUUAAAAAUUGUAAAUCAGAUGAUAAAGCUUGUGAUGGGCAUACAAAGAAAAAGAAGGAAAAGAAAAACAAGGAAAACGAUUGCGAGGAAGAUAUUUUGACCACUCCUUUAACGAAAAAAAAGAAGAAAAAUAAACAUAAAGAAAAUGAAAUCACAGAGGAACCUGAAGAUGCUCAUAUCAAAGAAGACGGUGAGCCCAAAAAGAAACGGAAGAAGAAGAAGAAAAAUAAGGAAUCAGAAGAUGAUGUGACUGACAAUGUAGAUAUUGUUGCAAAUGAAAAACUUGAACAUAAGAAAAAGAAAAGACGUUCAAAAGGAAGUGGUAAUGAUAACAACGUCUCUAAUGAUGAUGAAAACAACGUGUCUCUGUGUAAAAAGUCUAAGUCGUCCGAAGGCUUGAUAGCAACGGUAACUGUGCACGAGGAGGAAUCUGUAUGUGUCAAGAAGAAGAAAAAGAAACGAAAGCACUCGCUGGAAGGACAAGAAGCCGUACAAGAGGCGGAAAAUUCUCCAAAGAAACAGAAAAAAGAUAGUAAAUCUAACGGUGAGAUUGAUUUGAGUAACGAGUCAAAUUUAGCUUCAAAUGUAAAUAAAGGUAUUCCAUCAGGAGCAAAGCAAAACGCCACCGAACCUAUUGUUGGGCAGUGGGGUACAUCUUCGCUAGGAAGUGACACAAGGCAACAGAAAUUCCUACGACUGAUGGGAGGAUUCAAGAAAGGUACAAACGACGCAAAUUCACUGGGGACCAAAAAAUCUAAAGGUCUUUUUGGAAGCCUGAAAGCAACACCAGCUGUUACUUAUUUGGCCUCCCAGGGAGGGAAUAGAGCCAUGGACGCUUCGCAGGAGAAAAACUACCUCACAAACAUGGAGAAGGACUAUGAGAGAGCGAUGUCCAUGAAUCUGAAAAGAGGUAUUGGUUUGGGGUUCGAAAAGCCGCCUGGCGAAGGCAAGAAGUUCUAUAUUGACACUAAAACAUCAAAGUCUAUAAAGUUUGACGAUUAAAGCUAAAUAGUGAUCAUAUCAGUUUUAAGGAGUUUUGAUGUUUAUU